Messenger RNA from Closterium sp. NIES-65, 318 nucleotides. Lineage: Eukaryota; Viridiplantae; Streptophyta; Zygnematophyceae; Desmidiales; Closteriaceae. The record is from the annotation of a GenBank genome assembly.
AUGUCUCAAAACUCCCCACUACUGGACGACAUUGUAGCACACGUCUUCCUGGGAGAGAAGGUGGCCAAGCGCCUGGCACCCAUAGCGCGGUUCAUCCCGCUUCUAGGGGCGCACAUGCUGGUGCGAGAGCGGAUAGAAGAGGUGAACGCAUGUCUGGAAGAGUUGUUUCAAGCCGCAGAGGCAUGUGUGCCUGUGGAGCAGUGGGUGCAGCGUCGCAGCAAUGUGUACCUGCCUGAAUCGGCGCGGGAGCGGCAUGGGAAGGCCGAGGAGAGGAAGCUUGUGACGCGAUUUAGCCAUGGUGCUGCUCUCUCUCCUUAA